This is a messenger RNA of Macadamia integrifolia, 1126 nucleotides long. Its product is annotated as NDR1/HIN1-like protein 6. Gene Ontology annotation, cellular component: plasma membrane. The record is from RefSeq and is a predicted model, not a curated record. The coding region runs from base 98 to 853 and encodes 251 amino acids. The transcript is spliced from 2 exons. NCBI's taxonomy places the organism in Eukaryota, Viridiplantae, Streptophyta, Magnoliopsida, Proteales, Proteaceae.
GACCAACACUUUCUGUUACACAUUUUGAUGUUUCCAGAGUAGAAGAGGAGGCUUCGCUUUCUUCUCCUCUUCUUUCUUCCCUCACUCAAAUUCAAAGAUGGAUUAUCAUAACCAGAAGGUGUAUCCAAUGGACUCUGGUAACACAGCCAUGAACAACGAAAACCUAAAUGCAACAAAAUAUGCCAUGCUUUCUGAGAACGGCGGCAGCCUUCGACCGCCACCAUAUCGCCGGAAUAUUCCACAGUACCAUUCCAUGAUCCCCAAGAAAAAGGGUGGCUCUUGCUUCAAAUGUAUAUGUUGCUGUUUCUGCUUCCUCCUCAUCCUCAUCCUCAUUCUGUUAAGCGUCGCCUUGCUAUUCUACCACUUCUACAAACCCAAGGUCCCUUCCUACAAGGUCCAAGGCAUGGAAGUCAGUACCUUCAAAGUUGAUCGCGACCUCAGCCUCUACACAGAGUUUGUCGUCAAUGUCAGGGCCGAGAACCCCAAUGAGAAUAUCGGCAUUAACUACGGCAAGGAUAGCUCGGUGGCCGUGUCUUACUCGGGCACCAAGCUUUCCUCCGGAAAGCUCCCAACUUUUCACCAAGGGCAUAAGAACACGACCCUUAUGAAGGUGGUGUUGAGUGGGAAAUCCGAGUUUGGGUCUGGGCUUCAAGAGGCUUUAAUGGAUAACCGGCGUACUGGGAGGAUACCUUUGCUCAUUAUGGUGAAGGCCCCUGUGAUUGUCAUGCUUGGGGAGUACGCAAUGAGAGAGAUUGUUGUUCUGGUUAAUUGCUCCAUAGUCGUUGAUAACUUGUCCCCCAACAAGAAAAUUGGGAUCUUAUCAAGUAACUACAAUGUAUCAGCUUCGUUAUAAACACCUCGGGGUGUGGAGUGGGGGCGAAGUCAGGGAGGAUGGCAUGUGAACGUACUUAAGAGCUUCCAGUGUACUAUACAGAUUGGGUUAAAAGGGUCUGCGCUUUACAUGUAAAAUUAUCGGCAUCUCAACAAAAUAAUGUCUCGUCAGUUCUUUUCAUGGUGAAUUUAAUUGGUUCCCAACAAAACGGAUGUCUAGGAUAGUAUUGAUUGAGAAUUAUUAAAAUUCCUUAUGUAAAUUUACGUUCUUUCAUUUUUCCUUUGGAAUAUAAAA